AUUUUUUGAAAUUAUCUUAAAAAAAAAAAAAAAGAUUAAAAUCUCAUUUCUUUCUUUCUCAUACAGCAACGCAACCUCUCUCCGACUCUGGGUCUCUCUUGUCGGCAUAAGCAUCUCUCUAUCGUCUCCUCUCUCCGCCACCAAGGAUUUACAAUUUUCGUUAUUUUGUGCUAUCUUGUGACACUGCCAAAUCCAAAUGCUAAAGUUUCUAUCGAAAGUGAGAAUUGAAUUCAAUGCUUUGGACCCUCGCACAGCCUCCUGCUUGGAGUUUCUUGCUCAGUGCAAUGCCCGCAAGGCCAAGGAAUCAAACCCUGCUUGUCAGGUUCUUGUCAAGCGCCGUACUGACGAUGAGCCACCGAAGAUCGCUGUAACCUUUGUCAAUGGUGUGGAGGAGGUAUUUGAUGCCACUUCCACGCCUGCCCAGAAUAUUAGGAACAUGAUUCUUGAAAAGGGUCAGCACCUAGAGACUGAACAGAUGUUCCGCGAGGCAGGGGAGUCUUGGCCUGUCCUCAUUCCUGAGGAAGAGAUCCAUCAGUACGCCCCUGGAACCAAGCCAAGGAAAGCAGAAGAAAAGAAGCAAUAAUUGUAGUUUUGGGAUGAUGACAAUUGAGAAGAGACAGGUGUGGUGUGGUAUUACUCAAUGAGAUUGUAUUACAUCAUGUUUCAUUCUUGUAUUGUAGAAGAAAAGUCUUUAUGUUUGACUUCAAAUGCCAAAGCACCCUUGUUCCCUCUUCAAGUUAUAGAUAAAUAAAGCUGAUUGAAAGACGAAA
Cannabis sativa is the source of this 770-nucleotide messenger RNA. RefSeq lists its product as uncharacterized. Bases 197 to 583 code for a protein of 128 amino acids. The record is from RefSeq and is a predicted model, not a curated record. The transcript is spliced from 3 exons. Lineage: Eukaryota; Viridiplantae; Streptophyta; Magnoliopsida; Rosales; Cannabaceae. Gene Ontology annotation, cellular component: mitochondrial large ribosomal subunit.